AAAAAAUUUGUGGCCGGCCCGCCCCUCCCGUCCGCCAUAUUUAUAUUUCAUUCAUUCGAUCCAUCUGCAAAUCGAAAAACUCGAAAUGGGUGGAAAGCAUUUUGGAGAGCUGCACAGAGUCCGAGGACUAAUUACCUACAAAAUCUCGCCAUUCGAACAGCGAGCAUUCGCCGGUUUCAUCAGCACUGGCAUCGGAAACUCCUUCAGAAGGUUUAGAGGACAAGCACUCAGGGUUCUUCCUCCCUUUAUCCUCGGCUAUUUGAUCUAUGAUUCUGUGGAGAAAAAACAUCACCAUUUGCUUCGCAAGGACCCUGCUGAAUUCGCCAAUGACAAAUAGAGAAAAAUGGAAUAAAACCUCCAAUGUUAGAGAAAUGUUAUUGAUGUAAAUAAAUUGAUGUUAUUAUAAUUAAACGGAAUUGAAAAAUAGAUAA
Neocloeon triangulifer is the source of this 431-nucleotide messenger RNA. It is a transcript of the gene UQCR-Q, whose product is annotated as cytochrome b-c1 complex subunit 8. Lineage: Eukaryota; Metazoa; Arthropoda; Insecta; Ephemeroptera; Baetidae. The transcript is spliced from 3 exons. Bases 86 to 337 code for a protein of 83 amino acids. Gene Ontology annotation, biological process: mitochondrial electron transport, ubiquinol to cytochrome c. The record is from RefSeq and is a predicted model, not a curated record.